ACUUCAACAACAAAUUAAGCAUCAAACAAAAACAAAAUCACUACUAGCUCAUUUGAUUUUUAUUGAAACUGAAGAUGGUUGGAGUAGGAGUUCCAAUAUGCGUGCAGUGUGGCACAAGAAGCAACCCUUGCCGGUGUAAGGUGGUGGGACCAACGCUCGGGUUUGUGGCGUUUGUCGCGGCAGCGGUGGUGGAGUGGCCGGUUGGGGCCCUUGUUUAUAUCUUUAAGCAUAAGAAGGGUCGCAGAAUCAUGGGUCAUCCUGCCACUGUUGUAUACCCAAAAGUCAACAGAGCCAUCCCCAUAUGAUUAACUUCAUUCUAUAAAUUAGUUGUAUUUAUUUUGUCUUUUAACCCAAUUUCCCAUUUCAUGUUAUAAAAUGUAUCCCUCAAAAAAAAAAAAAAAAUUAUAAAAUGUACUACUCCAUAUAGUUCCGAUGCACGAGUAUCAUAAUGUGGGUACAUAUGUAUUUUGUUUAGUUUGCUGUUUUAGAUGCAUGAUAAACUAAGUAAUCAAACUAGAACUUUUUUUUGCUUCGUGUUAUUUGAUAUUUGUAUUGCAAGUUAUGAAUGGACUUUGUUGUUUGCCUA
Medicago truncatula (barrel medic) is the source of this 586-nucleotide messenger RNA. RefSeq lists its product as uncharacterized. The record is from RefSeq and is a predicted model, not a curated record. The transcript has a single exon. Bases 75 to 305 code for a protein of 76 amino acids. Lineage: Eukaryota; Viridiplantae; Streptophyta; Magnoliopsida; Fabales; Fabaceae.